AUGAGUUGGGUAUCGAUCCUGAAAUAUCCUCUGUUGCUCGUUGUUGGCUUUAUAAUCCAAUUACUAUCCUACUUGUUGUCAACUCUCCUCUUCCUCGCAUCGCCAGUGAUCUACAUCGGACAUGUCUUCUUAUACCUGGCACUGCUUCCAUUGCGUAUCCUCGUGAUAUUAGAGGGAUUCAUCUAUUUCAUGACUGUGGCUGUGCUUGUCGGAGCCACUAUAGGCAUGAUCCUACAUUUUACCGGCAGCGUCAUAUCACAAUUCCUGCGGAUUGAAGAGUCAAAUGAGCCACGGCGACCUCGGGUGAAGCAAGAGCUUCUAUAUUCUGUGCCCCAAAAUCAUUCUUUCGACUAUCUAGCAGCGCAGCUGGAUGAUCGCAAGUUCCUGCCCUACUCGACGAUCUUGGAGGAGGAGGAGAACAGCUAUGAGUCAGGCUGA
Molecule: messenger RNA, 438 nt
Organism: Penicillium roqueforti
Lineage: Eukaryota; Fungi; Ascomycota; Eurotiomycetes; Eurotiales; Aspergillaceae
Exons: 2
Coding region: 1-438 (145 amino acids)
Source: RefSeq, a predicted model, not a curated record